CGUGGCGAACGCAGUCUCGUGCGCUGACGUUUCAAUCAGUGACAGCUGACGCGACGACAGAUUAAGAAAUCAUCAGCUCAAUAAAUAUUAAUAUAUUUAAAGCGCAUACAGAUAAUCGACGCGGACGCAAAGACAUGUUUUCAUGAAUUUUAACGUGAAUUGGAACUGAGUGUGUUAGUUUUUACGGACGAUUCAGUGAUGGCUUUCGAAGACCGGUGCAGUCCGAACCAGGCGAACAGCCCAGGCCCAGUGGCAGGGAGAGUGCCGCCUCCUCACCCCGAGAAUCCGAUGAACUACUGCCCGCCCAGCCAGUAUACUUGCACGACGAUUGAGUCAAGGUACGAGAGAGGAUCCCCCAAUAUGACCAUUGUGAAGGUACAACCUACGUCACCACCCCCCAGUCCGGAACAAAACCAAAGUGAAGAAAAUUACCAAAAUUAUUACAGACCUGAGAGUCCGGACGUCAAGCCUCGCAUUGCGGACGACAGAUUCGACCCGGAGCGAAUGCGCGCCCAACAACAAACCACUCCCAUAGCCUUUUCUAUAACAAAUAUCCUUCAUCCUGAAUUUGGGUUGACAGCUAUAAGAAAAACCAGCAAGAUCGAAGGCCCAAAACCCGUUGGACCCAACCACAGUAUUUUGUACAAACCGUACGAUUUAUCGAAAGCGCAAACUGAUUAUCAGAAGUACAGUUUCGAUUAUUUAAAAUCAAAAGAGAGCGAGUUCAACCCCCUGCCUCCUUUGGGGGGUUUGAGGCAGACUGUCUCUCAAAUCGGGGAGGUGCAGAAAGAAAAGGAGAUACCAAAGAUAGUGGAGCCGCAGAAGAGGCCAGAUUCUGCGAGUUCGAUCGUUUCUUCGACAUCGAGCGGGGCACCGUCGACUUGUGGGAGCACUGACACCAACAACCAGGGCUCCAACGCGACCCUAUGGCCGGCGUGGGUGUAUUGCACCAGAUACAGUGACCGACCUAGUUCUGGUCCAAGAAGUAGAAGGACAAAGAAGAAACCUAGCACAGAAGAGAAGAGGCCCAGAACUGCGUUCAGUGCUGCACAACUCGCGAGGCUAAAGCACGAGUUCGUCGAGAACCGCUACCUGACCGAACGCAGACGCCAAGCCCUCGCCGCAGAACUUGGUCUAGCUGAAGCCCAAAUCAAGAUCUGGUUCCAGAACAAAAGAGCAAAGAUCAAGAAGGCUACAGGCCAGAGGAAUCCCCUGGCUUUGCAGCUGAUGGCUCAGGGACUAUACAACCACAGGACGGCGACUGAAAGCGACGAGGAAGAAGAGAUUAAUGUCACUUAAGGAUUUUUAUGGCUGAGGGAAGAUUGGAUUUAAGACGAAGCAUACUUAUCAGUCCGGAAUCGUAACCGUAUCAACUCGAGGCGGUCAGUAUUCUUUGUAUGAAACGCACCGUAAUGUAGGUACCUAAACGCCUCGUCAAAGGUUGAUAAGUGUGCUAUGUCCUUUAGAAAGGACUGGGAUGUGUUAAGUUUGGCAUAUUGCAAGGGUUUGAAUUUAUUGAAGGUUGGGGCUUUAAGUAUUGUCAUCAACAAAGGUUACAGUAUUUAGGACGUGGAAUUUUUAUUUUAUUUUUAAAUAAUUGUGAUGAGAAGGGACAUUUUUGGGGUGAGGAUUUUAAAAUAAAUCACCAGUGAUUUCU
Molecule: messenger RNA, 1657 nt
Organism: Ostrinia nubilalis (European corn borer)
Lineage: Eukaryota; Metazoa; Arthropoda; Insecta; Lepidoptera; Crambidae
Product: segmentation polarity homeobox protein engrailed-like
Exons: 3
Coding region: 199-1299 (366 amino acids)
Biological process (GO): multicellular organism development; neuron differentiation; regulation of transcription by RNA polymerase II
Cellular component (GO): nucleus
Molecular function (GO): RNA polymerase II cis-regulatory region sequence-specific DNA binding; DNA-binding transcription factor activity, RNA polymerase II-specific
Source: RefSeq, a predicted model, not a curated record